Messenger RNA from Pantherophis guttatus, 7293 nucleotides. RefSeq names its product F-box protein 10 (gene FBXO10). Gene Ontology annotation, biological process: regulation of apoptotic process; ubiquitin-dependent protein catabolic process. NCBI's taxonomy places the organism in Eukaryota, Metazoa, Chordata, Lepidosauria, Squamata, Colubridae. Gene Ontology annotation, molecular function: protein binding. The record is from RefSeq and is a predicted model, not a curated record.
GGGUGUUUUCCUUCGGGCUCGCGCUCUGAUAGUCGCGAGCAGAGUGGGUAGGAUACUGUGGGAAGGCGAGGCAGUGGAUUCCGCCUGAACCAUAAAAAGAAGGCGGGCUCCGCAGAGUUGUGAUCGGGAUCGGUUUGUGGCUAUGCUUGCUCAUCUGUGAUUAUGGAGAUCAGUGGGCUUCCACUAGAACUGUGGCGCUUAAUACUGUCCUACUUGCGUCUUCCUGAUCUUGGCCGCUGCAGUUUGGUGUGCAGAGCAUGGUAUGAGCUCAUCCUCAGCCUGGACAAUACUCGGUGGAGACAGUUGUGCCUUGGUUGCAUUGAAUGCCGGCAUCCAAACUGGCCUAACCAGCCUGGCGUGGAGCCUUGGUCAUGGAGAGAAGCUUUGAAACAGCAUUACCUCUCUUCUAAAACCUGGACCAAAAACAGCCACGAUCUUGAGUCCUCCAAAUGCUUCUACUUAUUCACGAGGAAAAAGGACAGGCGGGUUCUUUGCGUUGGGCCUGGCUGCGAGUUUGACAAUCUAAGGAGCGCCUUGCUUUCAGCCAGCAUGUAUGACCGGAUUGUCCUGUUGCCAGGAAUGUAUGAGGAACAGAGUGAAAUCUUUCUCAAGGCUCCUGUAGAAAUCAUGGGAAAGGGCAAGCUCGGGGAUGUGGCCCUUCUAGUGAGCUUUGACCAGCACUGUCCAACAAUGAGGUUAUGCAAUUUGGUCUUUAUGCCAGCCUGGUUCACACCAGUAAUAUAUAAGACAACCUCAGGCCAUGUCCAGUUUGACAACUGCAAUUUUGAAAACAGUCAGCUGCAGAUUCAUGCUCCUGGGACCUGCCAGGUUAAAUUCUGUACUUUCAAUCAGUCCAGCAUCCAUUUCCAUAGUGUGGCUGUCUGUCUCCUGGAAAACUGCGAAUUUGUUGGCAGUGAAAAUGCUUCGGUGACAGUGGAAGGAAGUCCAUCUUUGGACAGGAACUGGGCCUGCAAGCACUUGACCAUGUUGGCAAAAUCUCACUCCGUCUUGCUGCAGACAUCUGAGCCUUCCCAUUGCAAUAUAUCAAAGUUUGAGAGCCAGGGAACUCUUCCAAUGUCAGACAUGAGGACCUGUGACGUUGUGGUAGCUGAAAACCCAAGUCACAUAUUUUCUGUUUCACAGACUCAAGUGGUGCCAAGGAGAGGCCUUGAGAAGGAAAGGGAGGUAUCUGGGAACCUUAACACAGCACACAAAGAAGAGGCCAUGACUAUAGACACAGAUUCCAGUGACAGUGAACUGAGCCUGAGCAGUGAGAAUGAGGACGAAGAUGAGUCUCUGUACAAAUUGCCUUACCAGGCUCAUAGCUUGAGCCACAUGCUGGCCAAGGUUGUCCAUGGUAGGCCGUCAUCCGAUGGUUUACCAGCCCUUCAGAGUGACUAUGAGCUAAAACCUUUGGCUCAGGAGCUGCAGCAAGAUAAGGAGGCUCAGUGUCUUGCCAACACCAUGCAAGGAUGCCUUGUGAGGAAAUGUCUUUUCAGGGACGGAAAAGGUGGCAUCUUUCUGUGUUCCCAGGGACAAGCCAGAGUGGAAGGGAGCAUCUUCAGGGACUUGACCUAUGCUGUGCGAUGCAUACAAAACAGUAAGAUCAUCAUGCUCAAGAAUGACAUUCACCACUGCAAGACCUCAGGGAUAUUUCUGCGUCUGGGUGCAGGUGGCUUGAUCGCAGACAAUAACAUCCAUUCCAAUUGUGAAGCAGGAGUGGACAUUCGGAAGGGAGCUAACCCUUUAAUCCUGUGUAAUAGAAUCCACAGUGGCCUUCGCUCUGGCAUCGUUGCCCUUGGCAACGGAAAAGGCAUCAUCCGUAGCAAUCAAAUCUAUGGAAAUAAGGAGGCUGGCAUUUACAUUCUGUAUAAUGGCAAUCCUCUGGUAAGUGGGAACCAUAUAUUCCAGGGUCUUGCUGCUGGUAUAGCUGUGAAUGAGAAUGGAAGAGGCCAAAUCACAGAAAAUGUCAUCCGGGAGAACCAAUGGGGAGGUGCAGACAUCCGGCGUGGCGGAGAUCCUGUCCUCCGGAGUAACCUGAUCUGUUGUGGCUAUUCAGAUGGAGUGGUUAUUGGAGAACGAGGAAAAGGACUUGUAGAAGGAAACACCAUUUAUGGUAAUAAGGGCUGUGGUGUCUGGAUAAUGUCAUCCAGCCUUCCCCAUGUUACCAACAACCAAAUAGGGCACAACAGCAUCUAUGGCAUCGCAGUGUUUUGCCGCAAGGACGAUGCUAAUGAUUAUCUUGUCAACCAAGGAGGCAAUGAGAACUUCAAUGAAGAAGGAGAAGCAGCCAACUGGGAGAAUGACCUGGAGAGUGAGGAUGAACGCUUGACUUCCCGGCGGCCCAUCAACGUGGCCCUUGUGGAAUCAAACAACAUCAACCAUAAUGGAGCUGCUGGCUUGUAUGUCAAAAGCAGCGAAGCUCUGAAUAUCAUUGGAAAUGCCAUCCACGCCAACCAUGACUACGGGGUUGCCGUGUUUCAAAGCUCGCAACUCACCCGAAUUGCAAAUAACAGCAUUUCUUGCAAUAGCCUUGGGGGAGUCCUGGUGGAAGCCGAGUGCCGGGUGGAACUCCGUGGCAAUGGGAUCUAUGACAACAGCAGCCAUGGCAUUAGCUCCAAGGGCGAUGGGGUCAUCACAGAGAAUGACGUUCUAGGAAACCAGGGAUGUGGCCUCCGACUCUCGCAGGCAGCCGACAUGAAGGUAACCAAGAACAGAAUCCACUCCUUCCGAGGUUACGGGAUUGAGAUGCUUGAUCAAACCAAGGCUUUAGUACAAGAUAAUUUGAUUUUUCAAGGGAAGAGCAAAAAGACUAUUUUACAGCAAGUGUCCAGCAUGGAAGAUUGUGUCAUUCAGAAUAAUAAGAUCCUUGCUUUCAGAAAAAAGUCUGAUGUUGCCUGGACCUUAGAGAACCCUCCAGCCAGGCCUCACAUAGAAGAAUCGUCUCGAGGGGUGUCAACAGCUGGAAGCAGCCAAAAAGGAUCAAACGUGACAGCCAGGAUAGCUGCUAGAGUAGAUGGGGGUUGUCAUAACAAUGGUAGUAUCUUCUGCACUAUUCUGUGAUGGUUUGCAGAUUUGCCUCCAUUUUCCUGAUUAUGUUCACUGCAACAUUGAACAAAUUCACAUCCAAAUGUUUUUUUAGCUGACUGGCUAGCAUUGUGAGUACAUAAGAAUUAAUGGGAAUGUGACUAGACAAGGAACUGUAGCCAACUACAACCUUGACCAGCUGACUAUGCCCUAUUGAGUGUUUUGAGAGCUUGCCUCAGCUUUCACAUCUGCAUCCUUGCAUCAGGCCCAAGUUCAUUCCUUAGAAAGUGGUAUGUUUGCAGUAUCAAAAGAUAUGGUUGCUUCUUAUGCCUGCUUAUGCCUUUCCUUUGUCGAACUGAUUAUUCAGAAUUACAUCUAACUAAGGGAGGGGAUUGAUCUAAUAACUGUGAUGUCUCAAAGGCAUUUGAGGGUCAUCUACUUGCAUUUUUGCCUCAUACGGAUUUUCAAAAGGAAUAGUUGCAAAGGAGGGGAAGAGGAAGGCUGCUUUCUGUGUGAGGUAUUAAAUUCCCAGAUAAUUUUUUACCUUCCUUUCUUCUGCUUCUGUUAACACCUUUCAACAUGGCUCUAAGUAGGAGUGAUGUGCAAGCAAUAUUAUCAGAAGGAAUUGUAUCCAUUCUUGCAAUUACAACAUCACUUGCUACUUAUAUAAUGUGUAGGUGAGGAGUGGAUAGGGAUUCACUUAAGUUUACACUCUUAUCGAUUUGCCAAAAAGCCACUUAGUUUAAUGUCACUGAAAUCCUGGGUGCCUUGACCUAUUUGUUGGCCUGCUUGGCAUCAGUACCUUGACCUAGCUUGAAAUUAAUUUUCUUUUAUUCCAGAAACAAGAGUUCCUUUCUUCUAUAUUGAAAAGAGCCCAGUUUUGGCUGUUGUGUAUGAUUUUUAUCUCCCCUCUGGUGCCUUCUAGACGUGCUGAACCUAUCAUCCAAAGCAGCAUGUUUUUGCAAUGAUUGGAGUUGUCAUCCAAUACACACAGAGGGAACAUAUAUAAUUUAUCUAGGAGUAAGUCCCACUGAAAAUAGCAGGGUGGAGUUACCAGUAGACAUAAUGAACAUUGUUUAAGGUUCUAGAGUAUUAGAUCUGGAAUAUGGCAAAAUAUAUGUAAAAUUACAUAAAGCAGAGAUGAGUUAGAAUUCUUAUCAAAAUGCAGUAGGGUGGGGGUUUUCUAGGAAGAAAAUAAGAUCCCUCAAAGCGGAGUGGUGGAUUUUUUUAUUUUUUAUUUUUGGAGUUUUCAGCAAAAGAAUAACUUGUACACUAGCGAAGAUCUUUCUGUAAUUUUGUUAAUACCAACAUUGCCAUAAUAUGGUGAUGCUGGAUUUAAAAUAAACUCUUAAAAAUGAGAAAAUGGACUUCUAGAAGCAGCUUCCAGUAACUUUAGGGGCUGUUCAGAACUUGAACAUAGUUUUAUACACAAGUGGCAAAUUGAAAGUAUACUGUGCCUUUAUAAGCAUUUAAUACAGGUGGUCCUCGACUUACAAACACUUGUUUAGUAACUAUUUGAACUUAAACAGCAUUGAAACAAGUAACUCAUCACCAUUUUUCACACAAUCAUUGCAGCAUUCCCAUUGCCCCAUGAUCAAAAUUGAGGCACUUGGCAUCUGGCUUGUAUUUAUGAUGGUUGCCGCAUCUCGAGGUCAUGUGAUCCCCUUUAGCGACCUUUUGGCAAGCAAAGUCAAUGGGGAAGCCAGAUUCACUGAACCAUGUUACUAACUUAACUGCAGUAAUUCACUUAACAACUGUGGCAAGAAAGGUGGUAACAUGGCAAAACUCAAUCUUGCUUAAAAUGGCAAAACUUUCUUGAUUAGCAACAGAAAUUUUGGGCUCAACUGUGGUCAUAUGUUGAGGACUACCUGCGUGUAUCGAUUUUCAAAAGAACAAUCCUGGGCAAAAUAUUUCUUGGAGCUCAUUGGUCUAGAUCACGGGUGUCAAACUCAAUCACGACGCUUUUUGCCUUUGCAGAGCCAGGGUGGGCGUGGCCUGUGUGUGACGUAUCCAGCCCGCAAGGCACCAGUUUGACAGGCCUGGUCUAGAUUGUGGGUGAUUGCCUUUUUUCAAACUAAUAUCUUAGAGGAAGCAAGAUAUGGUCACUCAGCAAGUUGAUUUCUUGGAGAGUUUUUAAUGAAAUUCUCAAGGAUAAGUAAUGAACGUAUUUUAAAGGGACCAAAGUGAACUAGCCUUGUCAUUUUUCUUUACUUCACAGAGCUUGUACCUGUUUUAACAGUUAUGUGGCAAGCAAUAAUGUAGUAGGUUAAAAUCUCAGGACUUUGAAGAAUCAUCUGGGUCUGCCAUACGACUGUAAUUAAAACAAGCGUUCGAAAUGAAAAGGGUGUGAUUGGUGCUCUAAUAAUGUAGAGUAGGGGUGUCAAACUAGAUUUCAUUGAGGGCCACAUCAGGGUUGUGUUUGACUUGGGGGAGCAUGUGGCUGUGGCCAUGGUGGCCAUGGCCAGCUCAACAUCACUUAUGUCGGAGGCGCCUGUGGUGGCCCAAGCGCUCUGCCAGCGAAAACGGGCUCCUAAGCUCCAUUUUCAGAUGCAACAGCUUCGUGCCACCCUCUACCAGUGAAAACAAAGGUCAGGAGGGCUCCAUUUUCACUGGCAGAGGCACAGCGGGCCCUUUUUCCAGGGAAGCCCCAUGGGCCGGGCUGGAUCUGACCCCCAGGCCUUGAGUUUGACACCCCUGUUGUAGAGGUUGUAUGUAUUAUUGAAUUAUUGCUGCAUCAGCUCUGGCUCAAGGUGAAAAAAAAGGACACAAUUAUAGGACAUAAACUGAAAAAAAUCCUCUAUUGACUUUGUUUUCAGAGGAGACUGUGAGGGUCUCUGUUGAUCUGAAGCCUAGACAAGUCUACUGUAGUGCACACUGCCACUAAGAUGCAUUUGUAGCAUGGAAAUAAAUCUCACAAGCUCUCAGUUGGUAAGGUGUAAUUGAUCUCUGGUAGAAGAAUGGUCCGGAGCACUUGAUUAGGAGACAAUAGCAUUUUGGUUUAUUCAGUUACAUCUUAUCUUCUAUUGUCAGAACAUGGAACAGUGCUCUUGAGAUAACCAACAGAUCAUAACAACACACAUUUAUAAAUACCACUGAGUUUGAAUGGGGCAUAGAAUUUUGCCCUGUAUUAAAUAUAGAAAACUCAGUCCUCUUCACUCUAGUCAUAGCAGCUUGGGUAGGAUCUUAGAUUACUCUAUCUCUUUUAAGUUGAAGAUGCCAGAGACUGAACCUGGAACAAAGGAGGCCUUGAGUUUCUCAUUUGUUAUGUGUUUAAUAUUUUACAGUUGCUCAUCAUUUCCUAGAAAACAGUAAAAAAAGGAGGCUUUCAAAAAGAAGCACUGUUAAUAGGAGAAAAGAAUGUUAUCUGCACAUGGAUUUAUGGUUUUGUGAUCUUCAUAUGUAUGGAUAAUUGUCAAAAAAAAAAACUGUUUAAAAAGUGUGACCUACAAAUAGCAUGGUUUUGUAGAAAUUCUUUGCAGCUGGGGCUGAAAUCCUACGCACAUGUAGGAAAAUCCAAUUGUUAACCAUUCCAUUUUGGAAUAAAUAUGCAUUGGCUUAAGCUGCAAGUCAGCAAAAUAAGCAAGCCAGAAGUAUUGUUACAGGGCUGGAUCCAGUUUAUCAGGUGCAGAAAGUGUUUCCCUGAGUGGAAAGUGGGGAAAACUGCCAGUUGGGCUUUUUCUCUGAAGCCCGUUUUCCAGUUCUCUUAAGUCUUCUUAAGCAAGGAGUAGAGAGAAUGAACUAGGACCUACUGUUGCAGGAUCAGGAAACGUUUUACUUAAUAGACAUAGCUUUUCUAACUACCAACAGAUUGUGAAUUCACUACCAAUAUUCCCAGUAUGAUGUAUUCCCUCAUGAGUUACAAUCACAGACAAGUCAUUGACGGUUCUCAGUCCAUUGUAAACAAUCAAUUGAAUGUCUUGUUAAAAAUUAGAUGCCAUUAACUUAAUUGCCUCAGUUCUUUGAUUUUUAAGCUGCAAUUUUGUACCACACACCUUGUAGUAAACUCUGCUAUAAUCUCACUUCCAAACAGACAUGAGACUGCACUGUCAGCAAUAAAGUGCAUUGAGCCAUAGACCACUUCUUAAAGCAUUUUAGCUUAACUGGAAUUGACCACUAAUACGUUUUAAGCUUGUAAAGCUGGGCUGGGUGAUAAUCUGGUAUCUUGUUUAACAUGUAUCUUGUUAAAAGAAAUGCAAACUACUCUUUGAAAAGUUUUAUAAAGGAAAAUCUGUGUACUACAAAAUAAAAAAAAUAUUUUAUUUUAAA